Messenger RNA from Drosophila persimilis, 894 nucleotides. RefSeq names its product protein arginine N-methyltransferase 3. Gene Ontology annotation, biological process: peptidyl-arginine methylation. Gene Ontology annotation, molecular function: protein-arginine N-methyltransferase activity. NCBI's taxonomy places the organism in Eukaryota, Metazoa, Arthropoda, Insecta, Diptera, Drosophilidae. The record is from RefSeq and is a predicted model, not a curated record. Gene Ontology annotation, cellular component: nucleus.
AUGGCUUCCAUUUUUUUUUUUUUUUUUUUUUUUUUUGCAUCACAGGCGGGCGCCUCUUGCAUCGUCGGCAUUGACAACUCUGAGAUUGUCUACACAGCCAUGGACAUUGUCAGGAAAAACAAUGUAAAGAACGUUGAGCUGGUGAAGGGACGGCUGGAGGACACCGAAUUGCCCGAGGCCAAGUACGACAUCAUCAUUUCCGAAUGGAUGGGCUACUUUUUGCUGUACGAGUCCAUGCUGGAUAGCAUCAUCUAUGCCCGCGAGCAUCAUCUUAAUCCCAAUGGCAUCAUUCUGCCCAAUCGAUGCUCGCUUAGCCUGAUGGGCUAUGGCAAUGACAAGCUCUAUGCCGAGCAAGUGGAGUUCUGGUCCGAUGUGUAUGGCGUCAAUAUGCGCGACCUGGCCAAACGCUCCCAAACGGUGGAUCCCCGGUACGUGCUGACAGCGGCCGAGCAAAUAGACAAUUUCGAUAUGAUGACCGUCGAUCUGAAUUAUUCCCACUUUACGUACGAGUUCAGCCUGAAAUGCACACAGGCGGGUCGGUUGUCAGCCUUUGUGGGUUUCUUUGAUACGUUCUUUGAGCUGCCACGCGAGGUCAUGUUCAGCACAUCGCCCUAUCACACGACCACGCACUGGAAACAGACUGUGUUCUUCAUUGAUCAGCCACAGGAAGUGAGCUGGGGCGAUGUCAUUAAAGGGAAAAUCAUCUCAAGACGAAACACCACCGAUGUCAGGGCCUUGAAUGUAGAGAUUCAGGUCUUUGGGAAGACCUAUAAAUACACCGUGGACUAAAUUUGAAUUUGAUAUUCGAAAAACUGCAAUAUAUUGCCUUUUACAAUAUGUUUCUUUUAAGACCGGUUUUAAUUAAAGAUUCGUACAACAUACGUUUGCUUUUGA